This is a messenger RNA of Amborella trichopoda, 2393 nucleotides long. Its product is annotated as Tetratricopeptide repeat (TPR)-like superfamily protein. Lineage: Eukaryota; Viridiplantae; Streptophyta; Magnoliopsida; Amborellales; Amborellaceae. The record is from RefSeq and is a predicted model, not a curated record. Gene Ontology annotation, molecular function: protein binding.
AGCGUGGGUGGCAUCAACUUCUUCUUGAGAGGAGACCAAGCGUGGGUGGCAUCAACUUCUUCUUGAGAGGAGAGAGAGAGAGGGCUAAAUGAAACAACUAUUUCAAAGGCGCUCCAACUCCAAAAGGCCAGACAUGCAAGUAAUAAAACGAUUAGAGAGAAGUAGAAUGCUUGAGUUUAACUAUGUUAUUAGGGUUUCUCUUUGACUCUGUAAUUAAGUGCGAUCAGAGAAAAGUAGAAUGCUUAGGAAGAGCAAAUUAAAAAGUGGGGAUUUUGAGAGGAUGUGCGGUUGAAGGGAGAUUCGUCAAGGAAUGAUGAGAGUUUUUUGAGGAAAGUUUUGCCCUAUAAGUUACAUUCCAACUUUUCGGAAAGAGCAUCUCUCUCUCUCUUUCAUACUUGGAUCUAAACAAGUACUACCAGGGAAUGUUGGGCAAAUCAAAUGUCCUCAAAACAAAUAUUAUUCAAUUUAGUGGCUUUGGAUUCCUUUACUCGUCCUUUUGGUGCCAAAACAUCUCUCAUCUUACAACUCCACCACCAGUACAGCAGUAUCCAAGCGUUAGAUGGCCCAAGUUCCUCACCCCCUCAAUCCUCUCCACACUCAUCACUCACCAAAGAAACCCUCUUCUCUCUCUACAAAUCUUCAACCAAGCCAAAACCAGGUACCCUAAUUACAACCACAACUUCCCUGUCUAUGCAACCAUGGCCACCCUCUUAGCCAACUCGGGCCAUUUCUCUCGCGUCAAAGCUCUUUUACAUCAGCUUCAAAACGAUCGAUGCCAAUGCCGAGACUCUUUUUUCUCCUUCAUCAUAGCCACCUAUGCAAAAUCCGGAUUGCUUCAAGAUGCAGUUGAUCUCUUCCACUCCAUACCCCAAUUCAACUGUAUCAGCUGGGCCAAGUCUUUUAACACCCUCUUGGAGAUUUUGCUAUCAGAAGGUCAUCUAGACAGAGCCCACGAUCUCUACCUCAAUUUUCCACAACUGGGUGUAAACCCAACAACUGAAACCUUCAAUUCCCUUAUUGAUUCUCUCUGUAAAAAUACCCGAUCUGAUCUCGCACUGAAUCUCUUGCAAGAGAUGCCUGAACAAUGUUGUAGACCUGAUGGUAACACUUGCCGAAUUCUGAUGAAUGGGUUGUGUAUGGAUGGGAGAAUACAUGAGGCCACCCACUUGUUGUAUUCCAUGUUCAAGAACAUCUCUCAAAAGGGGUGUGGAACUGAUGUAGUUGUUUAUAGAAGAUUUUUAGAAGCUCUCUGUGAUGAGGGUAAAUUUUCGGAAGCUGUUCAGAUUUUUGGGAAGGUUUUGAAGAAGGGGUUGCGAGCUCCAAAGAAACGACGAGCUCAUAGUAUCAGUAAGAUCGAAGCCAAAGCUCACGAACUAUCAGCUGAUGAAGUUAAGGUUCUUUUGAACCAGCUGCUUGUGAAGAAUGGGGUUCCAAGCAAUUCCUGUUACAGUUCAAUUUUGAAGGAUUUCUUCAAAGACGGUAAGUUUAGAGAGGCGCAGAAAGUAUUUGAUGAAAUGUGCCAUAGAGGGUUUAGGCCCACAUUGAAAGAUUUCAAUGCCAAGAUAAAUGCCUUAUGCAAAAGAGGGAGAACUAAAGAAGGGGAGACUGUUUUGGAGGAGAUGAGAGACAAAGGAAUUGUUCCAAAUGUUGAGACAUAUAAUGCUUUGAUUUCUGGUUUAUGUGAGGGAGGAGAGGCAAAACAAGCAGUUGUGUAUUUGCAAAAAAUGUUUGGGCAAUUGGGUUGUGAGCCAAAUAGAGAGAGUUAUGAGAUGAUGGUUGAUGGGUUAUGCAAUGAGGGGCUUUUGACUGAGACAACAUGGGUUGUUGAGAAGAUGUUAGAUAGAGGGCAUGGGUUAUCAGCUGAUGGUUAUAACAAGUUGGUUUUGGGCCUUUGCUUGAGCGAGAGUACUUUUGAGGCAGUUUUGUUCCUUGAGGAAAUGGUUAGUGAGGGAAAAGCACCUAAAGUUGAGGUUUGGAAUGCUUUGGUUACUGCAUUUUGUAGCAGGGAUGAAGGAUAUAUUGGGGUACCAAGGAGUCUUGAAGCCACAUACAAUGGCAAACUUGGUUACUCUGAUACAUGUUUGCCCUUGGUUCAAGAGCUACGAAAGGCUCUUGAGAUUAUGGACAAUAUGAUUGACGGUUAACUUGCUUAAAGAUGGUGGAAGAAAUUAGACAUUGCAGCACAGGAUUUUUAAGCGUAUGCAGGCCUGCAUAAUUGAAGGAGGGAGCCACUAACUUCCUCAAACUGCAAUCUCCUUAUGAUCAUAGCUGUAGAGCCCUUCUUAUGAGCAUAAACUUAUGCUUUGAUUUAAUUUCCUAUAUGCAUAGAUUGAUGUUUUUCAUAACAAAGAUUUUGAUCGUGUUAACUUUGUAAACACACUCUUCAUUAAAUA